GGCAUGGAAUCGGUUAAUCGCGAAAAGGUCUUCGACCGAACAGGAUGGGCGGUACGCGGCAAACGCUUCUUUGUCUGGUGGCGACGGCGGCACUGAUGACGACACUGGUGCUUCCGUUUGCGGCAGCGCAAGGUCAACAGCAGGCACGAAUCGUAUGCUAUUUUAGCAAUUGGGCCAUUUAUCGACCGGACGUCGGCCGGUAUACGAUCGAUGACAUUCCCGGAGAGAUGUGCACACACAUUAUAUACUCGUUCAUCGGGGUGGACGACAGCAACUAUAAGGUGCUGGUGAUCGAUCCAGAAGUGGAUUUGGAACAGAAUGGAUUCCGGAACUUCACCAAUUUGAAGAGCAAAUAUUCCAAUGCGAAGUUUAUGAUCGCCGUUGGGGGCUGGGCAGAAGGCGGGAAGAAAUACUCACAGAUGGUGGCGGUGAAGGAAAGGCGUGACUCGUUCAUUGACAGCGUGGUGCAGUUCAUGAAGGCGUACGACUUUGAUGGAUUCGAUCUGGAUUGGGAGUACCCGGGGGCUGCCGAUCGAGGAGGCAGCUUCAGCGACAAGGAUAAGUUCUUCUAUUUUGUCGAGGAACUGCGAAGGGCGUUCGAUCGGGAAGGUCGAGGAUGGGAGAUCACGAUGGCCGUACCGGUGGCGAACUUUCGAUUGCAGGAGGGCUAUCACGUUCCGGAGUUGUGUGAGAACCUGGAUGCCAUCCACUGCAUGACGUACGAUUUGAGAGGCAACUGGGCCGGAUUUGCCGAUGUGCAUAGCCCUCUGUACAAGCGCCCUCAUGAUCAGUGGGCGUACGAAAAGCUGAAUGUCAACGACGGAGUUCAGCUCUGGGUCAACUAUGGUUGUCCACCGAGCAAGUUGGUUAUCGGCGUUCCAUUCUACGGCAGAACGUUCACUUUGAGUGCCAGUACAAAGAAUCCCACCCUUGGAUCAUACAUCAACAAGGAAGCCGGCGGUGGAGCUCCUGGUCCAUAUACCAAUGCUAGUGGCUUUUUGGCUUAUUAUGAGAUCUGCACAGAAGUUCAAGAUGAGGAGAAAGGAUGGACUAAGAAGUGGGACGACGUGGGUCUCUGCCCGUACACAUAUAAGGACACCCAGUUCGUUGGAUACGAAGACGUAGAAUCGCUGCAGCAUAAAAUGCAAUGGAUCAAGCAAAAAGGGUACGCUGGAGCUAUGACUUGGGCCAUUGAUAUGGAUGAUUUCCGAGGAUUAUGCGGCCCGGAAAAUGCUUUGAUGAAGGUGUUGUAUGAUCACAUGAAGGAUUAUACCGUUCCUGAGCCUACAGUUACAACCACUCCAAGGCCUGAAUGGAAUCGACCACCAUCGACGCAAUCUUCAGUCCAAGAGGUUCCCCUAGCUGGAGGACCCACUACUACCACGACUCGUCGGCCAAAACCGACCACAACCGCAUCCAAGCGAACAACGCGGAAGUCCACUACGACUACAACCACAACCCCUGCUCCGGAUAGCUCGGAAGAAGACGAAGACCGUCAGCCGGAACCAGCGCCGGUGCCAAUUCCUGCACCCGCUCCAGCCCCGAGUGGUGGUGACGCUGAAGAUGCUGCCGAUGUUGACUGUUCGAAUGGACAGGACUACGUAGCGUCGGCGUACUGCGCCAAGUACUAUCGCUGUGUUCAUGGGCAACCAAUUGAAUUUAGCUGCAAACCGGGUACCGCGUUCCACACGGUGUCCAAUGAUUGCGAUUGGACUGAAAAUGCCGAUCGGGCCGAGUGUCGCAGCGAGGUGAAAACGGUUAAGGAUUUCAUGCUGGAUGGAAAGGCGGGUGAACAGGAAAACGAGUCGUCGGACAUCUAUAACCUCCUGCAACAGUCGGGGCGCCGUCCAACCGGAAGCCAGAAGGGGACCGGCAUGGACGGGUCGACCUCGGCGCCGGCAGGACAAUGGAAGCAGCAGAAACCGAAACCCGAAAACUACCGGAGGGAUCUCCCAUCGGGCAAGAUGGAGCUUAAGGAUAAUGUGAUGCUGUUUAUUACGGCUGUAUUGGCUAUGGUUGCAUCGGUGAGGGCAAUCGAUGAUGGUCCUUCUCGCCGAAUGGUAUGUCACUACACGACCUGGUCACAGGGCCGAUCCGGAGGAGCAUCCUACCGUGUGGAGAAUGUACCGGGAAAUCUGUGCACACACGUGGUUUACAACUUUAUCGGAAUCGAUGAAGAUACGUACAAGCUGGUACCGCUACAGCGAGAGAUCGACAUCGUACAGGACGGGUUCGGGCGGUUCGUUGAUUUGAAGAAGACCUAUCCUGAGCUUAAAACGACCAUCGCUGUAGGAGGAUGGGGGCACGGCGGGGCAAAGUUUAGCAAGAUGGCUGCCUUCAGGGAUCGAAGGAAGAUCUUUGUGCAAAGUGUGGUGAACUUCUUGGAAGAAUAUGGCUUUGAUGGGCUGGAAAUUGCGUGGCUUUAUCCGGGCAAUCCUGAACGAGGCGGAAACAGCAACGAUAAAGACAACUUGAUUUAUUUGGUGGAGGAGCUGAAGCGAGCUUUCACGUCACGAGGUCGAGGAUGGGAGGUAACGGUUCAGGUACCGUUGGAUAAAGCCAGGUUGGCCAUCGGAUACGACAUCGGAGAUUUGUGCGAUGCUGCCCACUUUGUCCAUCUCAUUGGCUACGAUAUGCGAGGAUGGUGGAACAAUUUCGCCGAUGUACAUAGUCCCAUGGCUGAUCGUUCCCACGACGUGGGCAAUUUCCGUGGAAUCAACGUACGGGACGGAGUUCAACACAUGCUGUCCAAUCGUUGUACGCCGGGAAAAAUGAUAUUGGGAGUUGCGCUGUUCGGUAGAACGUACACCUUGGCCAAUUCUCAACAGAACAGUAUCGGCUCACGAACGACAGGUCCAGGACCAGCCGGCACUUACACACACGAAGCCGGAUAUCUCGGAUACUGCGAAAUUUGCCGCAAAUUCCUUUCGCGUUCGCCAAUAGCACAAUCGCCCUGGCCAAAGUUAUGGGAUGAUGUUGGCCAGUGUCCGUACACCUACCGGGGGCGCGAGUGGAUCGGCUACGAAGAUGAACAAUCGCUGCAGGAGAAGGUUAACUUUGUCAAAGAGAAACAGCUGGCCGGAAUCUACGCAUUUUCACUGGAUUUGGAUGACUAUCUGGGUGACUGUGCGAGUGAGCCCUAUCCAUUGACACGGAAACUGUACGAAUAUAUCAAAGAAACGAAAGAUUGCGGAAAUAUCGGAGGAUUCUUCAACAGAGAUGAGUGUUGAGGAUAACAUUUGAAACGAAUAUUCGAUGAAUUUCAGUACUUACAAUAAACAAACAAGGUUA
Aedes albopictus (Asian tiger mosquito) is the source of this 3291-nucleotide messenger RNA. Its product is annotated as endochitinase. The record is from RefSeq and is a predicted model, not a curated record. The transcript has 10 exons. Bases 45 to 3230 code for a protein of 1061 amino acids. NCBI's taxonomy places the organism in Eukaryota, Metazoa, Arthropoda, Insecta, Diptera, Culicidae. Gene Ontology annotation, biological process: carbohydrate metabolic process; chitin catabolic process. Gene Ontology annotation, molecular function: chitinase activity; chitin binding. Gene Ontology annotation, cellular component: extracellular region.